AGACAUGGGUAUGAUGAAAUUAUAGAGAAUCUAAAAUUGAAUCUUCAGACUUAUACAGAAGAGGAGACACAACGGCGUCAACGAGAUGCUAACACAAUACAAGAAUUGACAAAAAAAGUUCAACUAAUGGAAAAUGUAUAUCGCGAGAAUACGAAAGAAACACUUCAGCUCAAAAAAGAUAAAAUGACAGAAGAGCGAAGAGUUAAUGAAAACUUAACCUCAGUGUUGCAAGAAUUGGGUGAUAUAAAAGUUAAAUAUCGCAAAGAGAAAGAAAGAAAUGACACGGUCGAGCGAGAAGUCGAAUCAAGAAUACUUUCAAAAUACGAUUCUUCGAUUAAUGAACUUAGACGACAAAAUGAACAGUACGAAAGGGAGAUCAAAUCAAUUAAAACCGAGAAAGAACAAAAUGAAGAAUCUUCAAAGCGUAAAAUUGAAAUCCUUCAGAAAAGGGCUGAAACGCUUACAGCCAAUUACAAUAACAUGAAAAGGCGGCGAAAUCACGAUUUUGAAGGAUUUUCAAAUGACAUCACGAUGUUGAGAAAACAGCUUAAGGGAUUAGAAAAGCUGAUAUUGAAAUAUGCUCCAUAUGAUGAUCAGGAGUACCAUUUAAUGAAUAUAGUCAAAGAAACCGGUGGACAGAUAGGUAAAGUUUCGGAUGAAUUACGAACGCUAAAGGUAAGCAUUUUUACGUGA
Molecule: messenger RNA, 693 nt
Organism: Funneliformis caledonium
Lineage: Eukaryota; Fungi; Glomeromycota; Glomeromycetes; Glomerales; Glomeraceae
Source: the annotation of a GenBank genome assembly